UGUGUCCGACUCUCUUCUCCUGCAAUGAGCAACAAAUUCCUGGGCACCUGGAAACUCAUCUCCAGUGAGCGCUUUGAUGAUUACAUGAAAGCUCUGGGUGUGGGCUUAGCCACCAGGAAACUAGGAAAUUUGGCCAAGCCAACCGUGAUCAUCAGCAAGAAAGGGGACUAUAUAACCAUCCGAACUGAAAGCACCUUUAAAAACACAGAGAUCUCUUUCAAACUGGGCCAGGAAUUUGAAGAAACCACAGCUGAUAAUAGGAAAACUAAGAGUGUGGUCACCUUGGAGCGAGGCCUUCUAAAUCAAGUGCAGAAGUGGGACGGCAAAGAGACAAUAAUAAAGAGAAAGCUGGUGGAUGGAAAAAUGGUAGUGGAAUGCAUGAUGAAGGGCGUGAUCUGCACCAGAAUUUAUGAGAAGGUUUGAGAAAAUCAUUUCCUCACGGAAGUAAUAUGUGAUCAUUUAUCUUGAAAAGCAGUUGUUUUCAUUGUGAAGAUCUGACUAGAUCUAAGUUUACUUGUUUCUUUUGGACUUCAUCUUCACCCAUUAGAUUGGCAAAGGUUUAAGUUGAGAAUUAGUCUAAAAUUUGCUGCUAUUUAAACAUUUCAAUUUGCAUAAGUGUCUUCUCUGUAUUAAAGCAUAUGCACCGGCCGUACCUAAUUUGACAAUGUUACUAAUUAUUCGUGAUAUUCUGACCGAUCCUGGACUGUGAUUAUUUAAAAUAAUCAUCAAACAGUAAUAAGACUUUAAAAGGAAGCAGAAGUGUUGAUCAGGGGUAGCACACCUGUACAUUUUCAGGGGCCAGGAGAAUUAUUAGGUAGAAGACUCAGAAGCAAAGCAACUCAGCAGAAGAAGGUACUUCAAUCAAAGAUUUCAGUCUCAGCUGAAAUGAGCAGCUUGUACUCCAGUCAAUUAGUUUUUAAUUGAGGGCUAAUUCAGAGAGUGAAAUGUAAAGAUGUUAAAGGCAGAGUUGAAUGCUUCACUGAAUAACUCAUGAUUGAGACACAAAACAUGUUCUGUGUUCCAGGAAGCCACUGCAAGCCUCACCCCAGGCAGUGUCCAGCCCUGUCCUGCCCCCCAAAAAACAAGUGCAGUAGUGAUUCAAUCCUAUCACCAUAGGUUAGAUUUGCCCAAGCAUGUUAGUGGAAUCAGGCAUUAUCUAUUCAUUUCUGGCUGCCUUUUUAAAUUCAGCAUAAUGACUUUCAAAUGUAUUCAUACUGUUGCAUGGAAUCUCAGUUUGCUCUUUAGUAUUGCCAGAUCGUAUUUCAUGAUAUGGAUGUGCCAGUUAUCUGUCAAUCUUUCUGUGAGACAAUUCUGCUGUUACCAGAUUUUGGCCACUAUGAAUAAAG
Molecule: messenger RNA, 1346 nt
Organism: Octodon degus (degu)
Lineage: Eukaryota; Metazoa; Chordata; Mammalia; Rodentia; Octodontidae
Product: myelin P2 protein
Exons: 4
Coding region: 25-423 (132 amino acids)
Biological process (GO): membrane organization; fatty acid transport
Cellular component (GO): cytosol; nucleus; myelin sheath
Molecular function (GO): fatty acid binding
Source: RefSeq, a predicted model, not a curated record